This is a messenger RNA of Adineta steineri, 1081 nucleotides long. Lineage: Eukaryota; Metazoa; Rotifera; Eurotatoria; Adinetida; Adinetidae. The record is from the annotation of a GenBank genome assembly.
AACAUGUUUACAAGAUCGACCUAUGUGUUUUUAUAGUAUUCUAUGUCUAUGUAGUGAUUGUUUCUUUGGUGAUCGAUGUCAGUUUUAUGCUAAAGGUAUUGGAUUAACAUUAGAUGAUUUAUUACGUUACGAAAUUCGACCUAACAGUACAUUAAAUGAUCAAUCAUUGGUAGUUAAAUUAAGCGCAACAUUUGUCAUGAUUAUUUUUCUCAUUGGUUUAAUCAAUGGUUUUCUUAGUUAUUUAGUUUUCCUUAAUCGUGAUUCUCGUAAAGUAGGAUCUGGAAUUUAUCUUCGAUUAUCAUCAAUUAUUUCUAUUCUAAUUGUUACUAUAUUAAUUAUCAAAUUCUGGUUUGUAAUAUACACGUAUAUGAAUCCAUUGAUUAAUCGUAAUAUUCUUCGAGUUGGAUGUUUAGUAUCUGAACCUUUACUUCGUCUUUUCUUAAAUAUGAGUAAUUGGCUUAAUACUUGUGUGGCUAUAGAAAGAGCAAUAUCAGUCCUUCAAGGAAUUAAUUUUAACAAGAAAAGAAGUACAUGUAUUGCACGAUGGGUAUGUUGCCUUUUACCAUUUAUAAUUUUGGGUUCGAUGAGUUAUGAACUCAUCUAUCGUGAUUUAUUUGAUGAUCAUGAAGAACAACGUGUUUGGUGUGUACUUCGUUACUCUCAAUCAGUUGAAAGAUAUACUACAAUUAUUCAAUAUUUUCAUUUUGUAGUUCCUUUUGUUAUAAAUUUAUUCUCAGCUGUUUAUAUCAUCAUAAACAUUGCACGUCAACGAACGACCACUCGAACUAAAUUUAAUUAUAGACAACAACUACUUAAUCAAAUCAACGAGCACAAACAACUUAUUAUUAGUUCUAUUGUAUUAGCUGUUUUACUAUUUCCUCGUUUUCUUAUUUCAUUAUUAUCAACAUGUGUUAAAGCAUCACGAAAUCCUUGGUUAUAUCUUUGUGGUUAUUUUAUUUCAUUCAUUCCAUCAUCUUUCCUCUUUGUAAUAUUCGUUCUACCAUCAAAUUUCUACAAAAAACAAUUUAAACAAUCGAUUACCACUUGGCGACAGCGAUUUAUGAGGAUGAUGAGACAAUGA